This is a messenger RNA of Cyprinodon variegatus (sheepshead minnow), 5112 nucleotides long. It is a transcript of the gene lmo7a, whose product is annotated as LIM domain 7. The transcript has 29 exons. Gene Ontology annotation, molecular function: protein binding. NCBI's taxonomy places the organism in Eukaryota, Metazoa, Chordata, Actinopteri, Cyprinodontiformes, Cyprinodontidae. Gene Ontology annotation, biological process: regulation of cell adhesion; regulation of signaling. Bases 405 to 4541 code for a protein of 1378 amino acids. The record is from RefSeq and is a predicted model, not a curated record.
GGAAAUCGCGCCUCCUGUAUACCUGGGAGCCACAGUGGGACGGUAGAUCUCCGACCCCUUGCCUCUGAACUGCCCCCUCCCUGCUGCAGGUCUGCAGCUCCAAACCAAGUUGAGCUCAGACAGACUUUGAAGACGUUUGCUUGAUCGGAGCUUUGCAGAAAAGAAGCGAGGCGCAGGUGUGUCGGAUGAAAGGAAAGGUAAAGCUGCAGCAGCGGCGAGGCGAUGCAGACGGAAUGUACUAACCUGUUACACCUUUUAACUUCCACCCUCUUUCAAAACAAUAGGAGUCAUUUUUUCCUUUUUUUUUUUUUUUUUGGCUGAAUAAGAGGUGUGAUCACAGGUCACCUGUUUUCAGCCUGUUCUUUUUAAGGCGACCUUAUAACCUGGAGUCAUAGACUUUAAAGAUGGAGUGGCGUCAGCAGUCAUCUGUCAGCAGCGAGGAAGCUUAUUUAGAGGCGCAGAGAUGGAUGGAGGCUGUAACUAAGAAAAAAUUUGGGAACGGCGACUUCCGAUCAGCCCUGGAGAACGGAGUUCUGCUGUGUGAUCUGAUAAACAAGAUCAAACCUGGCAUCAUCAAAAGGGUCAACAGGCUCCCAACCCCCAUCGCAGGUCUGGACAACCUUAACGUCUUCCUGAAGGCCUGUGGGAAGCUCGGACUAAAGGAGGCACAGCUCUUUCACCCUGGGGAUCUUCAAGACUUGUCUACAAGAGUGACAGUAAAGCAUCAGGAGACAAACAGGAGGCUGAAAAAUGUUUUAAUCACCAUCUACUGGCUGGGUAGAAGAGCUCAGAGUGAUCGUUUCUAUGAUGGACCUUACCUAAAUUUCAAAGCAUUUGAGGGAUUGUUGGGCACAGCGUUAUACAAGGCUCUGCAGGAAUCAAACAACCCGAAGGGCUCCAACGUUAGAGACAGUGGCUUUGGAGACAGUUGGUACUCGGAGCGAGAGGAAAUCUACUCCCUGAGAGAAGGUGGAGGAGGAGGUAAACACAGGAGGGACGACUCGUUUGAUAGUUUGGACUCGCUGGGCUCCAGACCCCACAGCGCUUCAUCUGACGCCAAUCUUAAAGGCAGCAGCGAAGGUUGUAGUAGCGACACCGAGGCAGACUCCAGCUUCAGGAUGGCUGACAAGAACAGCCUCAGCUACCGCAGGUCGCUAGUCAUCACACCCAAAGUCACCGCCCAGUUUAACCAGUUCCUACCUACCAAAGACAAGCAGUCAGGUUAUGUGCCGGCUCCACUGAGGAAGAAGAGGGCUGAGCGCAACGAGGACAGCCGACGCAGCUGGGCCAGCUCCAGCUUUGGAGAUGAUGAAGGAACGCUCACCAGACAGCAGCAAACACCAGAGAGUUCUGACGGGAGCAAAUCAACAAGCGACAUCCAGGUGGACCCCUCAGUCACCCGGCAGAACCGCUUCGAAGAGCUCCAGAAGUACCGUGAGCAGAUAAAAGACAGCGAGGAUAAGUGGCAGGAUGACCUGAACAAAUGGAAAAACCGGCGCCGGAGUGUGAACUCUGAUAUAGUGAAAAAGAAGGAGGAGCGGGAGAAGAUAGAGCAGAUCACGUACGGCGGCGAGAAAAGGUCCAAGACCUUCAAGGAGAUGCAAGAGGAGAGGGAUAAUAAAGGAAAAAGCAGCAUAGGCAGCCGUUUGUCAUCUCUCUCUCACUUGGAUGACGACGAGGACGUAUUUGACAGACCUGCUGUUCGCACGCCUACCCGAACACUUGCAGCCAGAAGCUACACCAUCGACACUCCAUCAUAUUCCUCUGAGUCCUACAAGCCCUCUGUGAAAGCUGAGGAGCCCCCCGCUGCUUCCCCACCCACUCGUAGAUCACCUUCACCUCCCUCUUCGCCAGAAACUGUGGACAGUCCUGCAGUCAGAAACUCCAUCACCAGCUCCACCAUCACUCCUGCCAACCACAGCUCCCACUCUCAACCAGCUGCUCCACUACAGAAGAGUCCAGCAGAAACAAGCGCAGGUGGAACAAGCAGAGAGAAGGCUGCGAGGGACGGCGCCCCCGCCUCCUCCACCUCCACACAGAAGGAGCCUGAAUCGAGGCCCUCAUUGUUGGGAGCGAAAACUGAGGUGGCGGUCCCCUCUUUUAGUUCAAUCAACAGGCAACGACCACAGUUCAGCUCAAUGGAACCCAACCCUCCAGGGGGGUCUCGAGUUUCCGCCUCUCUCCCCAGGAGCUACCAAAGAUCGGAUAGCGCAAGGCUAAGCUCAGUUGUUGCUCCGAGGCCCUUUGGGACCCAGUCCUCACGCAUCUCCUCUCUUUCCAGAGCCUAUACAACGGACGACUCUCACAAGGGCGUCAACGGCAAUGUUGAUCUUUCUAAAAAGGCGUCAGUCCCCGGCCGCUAUCAUCAGUACAUGAACUCAGGGGAUGAGGAUCAGUCCAGCUCUUCACCCACCAGUGAUGAGGAGGAAGAGGAGGAGGAAAAGAAGGAUACCACAGUGAAAGGCCUGUCCUCUACUCCGAGCAUCAAAGCUGAUCUGCCUCCCGUUAAAAGUGACGUCCCAGUCAGUCCUACUCCAAAGAAAGAAACUAGCAAGGAGGCCUUCUGCGAGAUGCGAAUCAGCCUGAACCAGAAGCCCAACAGCAGCCGGGACUUUGGUUUUCAGGCUGCCUGGGACUCAACAGGAGCUCGGGUCACCUCCAUCCAACCAGGUAGCUCAGCUGAGAUGUGCCAGCUGCAGGUCGGAGAUGAAGUGCUGAAGGUAAACGGGCUCCCAGUGGCACAGAUGAGUUAUGACCAGUGGAAGUCCAGCUUGGAUGAGGCCCUUCAGAAGGGCAGUCUGGUCAUGGAUGUGCGCCGUCACGGCCAGAACAACUGGGACAGAGAUCAACCUUCCCUGCCAUUUAAAAGCCAUAAGACCGUCAAUCUGACCAGUACGGAUCAUCCGAUACUUCUAGGUUCCCCUGAGACAAAGACUGUCAGUUCCAGCCUGGAUUUUACUUCACGUACAGUCACAGAAACGGUGCUGGCUAAAGAACCGCCCACUCUUCCUCUUGUGGACGUGGCUUCAGACAAAGUUAAUGGGGACUUCCGUCAUGAACCAGUGACCAUGAGGAAUAAAGAGUCAGAACCAAUAUCUUUGAAAAACUUUAAACGGAGGUCAGAGUUUUUUGAACAAGGAGGAUCAGAGUCUUCCGUGCCAGAUAUCCCUGUUCCUCCGAUCACUCCAACCUCCUCUAGCCGCUGGUCGUGGGACCCUGAAGAGGAGCGCAAGAGACAAGAGAAAUGGCAAAAGGAGCAAGAGCGCCUCUUACAGGAAAAAUAUAAGCGUGAUCAGGAGAAGCUGCAGGAGGAGUGGCUGAAGGCCCAGCAGGAGAUUGUGACAAGCGGAGGCGACCAACAGCAGCCUAGGAGUCUCCAGGUGAACCACGGUGUGAGUCCACAAUCGCCCCCAUCUUCUGUCCAGCAGCCCACACCUACUCUGUGGGAGGAGGAAGAGAAGCAGAGGAAGAUGGAGCAGGAGCGACAGCGGCAGGCAGCGGAGAGGAGAAGGAGGGAAAUUCAGGAGGAGGAGGAGCGGAAAAGAAGGGAAGAGAGGGAGGAGGAGUUGAGAAUGCAGAGGAUGAAAGAUGAAGAGCUGAGGAGGAAAGAGGAGGCCAGGGAGCAGGAGAGAAGGCAGCUGGAGGCGGCAGAGCAGCAGCGCAGGCAGAAAGCCUUUGAGCAGCAGAGGUGGGCUGCUGUCUCCCACGACUUUGACAGUGCUCAGCCUUCGCUGUCCUUCACUGACAGGGCAAAAUCUCAGUCGUCCCCCCAGCUUGAUGAGGACGACAAGCCUCAGAGGAGAGAUGCGGUGACAGGAAGCGGAGCUUCUGAGAAGAAGAGUCAACAGUCUCUAUCCCAGGCUGAGUUGGAGCGGCAGCAGAUCCUCAAUGAGAUGAAGAAGAAGACCCCUCUCUUGACGGACAACAGUUGGAUCCGUCAGCGCGCCGCCAGCACAGCCAUCAACAGGGAGAGCGAGGUGCCACCCAUGCGCAGAGGGGAAUCUCUUGACAACUUGGACUCCUACAAUACUCGGCACUCGUCAUGGACCGCCAGGAGCAACUCUUUUGCUCCAAACUACUCUCGGCCUUAUUCUGGCUACUCUGGAAACUCUUCUUUUUAUUCCGGAGUGUCGGGGGGCCGUCGGGCCGUUUCCUCCACUUUACCCUCCUCCUACUCUACUGACUCCCUCCGAGGUGGGGCAGGAACCCACCCAGCACCUUGGUCCCGUACACCCCUCUCCCCUUCUACUCCAUCGCCAACCGUCUCUCCAGACCUCACAUCUGAGGCUUAUCAGCAGCGGAACAGGUCAGUGAGUGGCAGGAAAAUCUGCACGUUCUGCGACACCCCGCUGGGAAAGGGAGCAGCCAUGAUCAUCGAGUCCCUUGGGCUCUGUUAUCAUUUGAACUGUUUUAAGUGCAUCGACUGUAAAUCAGACCUCGGUGGAACUGAGGCCGGAGCUGAAGUCAGAAUACGAAACAAACAGCUCUACUGUAACACUUGCUACAUGCGAUUCAAAACCGGCCAGCCAUCAGCUAUGUGAUGCAGGCGUGCUGCAGCAAAUCGACGAGGAAACUACAUGUGACAACAACCCAUGAACUUUAACGUAUUGAAAGCCAUUGCAAUAAUUAUACUGAUGAGAAACAUAUUUGCCAUUAUGCGCCAUGAGUGAGAAGAAUUCAAUGGAGUUAUCUACUUGUAUCAUCAUAUUGUAUCACACACUAUAACUGUACAGAUGUUCAAGGAUUCUACAUUCCCUAUUGUUUUUUGUGUGUUUUUAAGUCUAUCUCUGGGAGAUUCCAGAGUAAGAGCUUGACUUUCAGCUUUUAGAUAUUUUUUUUGUAAAUGUGACGAGAGAAACCUGCAGGAUCAUGCUUCUUUUUUUGUGGUAUUAAAUUCCCUGUUAAGAAACAAAAAGGUUUGAUUUUCAUGUGUUUGUGGCUUUUUGUUUGUUAGAGAGAAGUAAAUACAAUUAUUAGGAUUCUUUUAUGCAUCUUGUUUGAAAAUAUUAUCUGCUUCGACCGCACUUUUUACAUUAAGACUUCACAUCAUUCUCGAUUAAGGCAGAGCAACUCUGUAAAUAAAUGACUUAAAGCUUACCUUUUGAGGAGUCU